AUGCCGUCAUUGGACCCUACUCCGGCCCAGAGAAAUGAUCAAAUCGAGGCAAAUUCCGACGAUGAAGCGGAUCCGGAGCUGGUAGAGCUUCUGCGCCAGCAUUUCGGACUGGGCGGGAAACCAGCUGAUGCCCCACCAGAUACUAGAGUGCUCGAGGGGGCUCAGUAUAUCUUUGACAAUGCCAUUGAUAUUGCUGUCAGCCACGAAUACACCAAAGAGGCUGCUGAAACUAUAUGGCGUCUGAUGCAGAAGAAAGAAUAUUCCACACAUACAUGGUCGGAGCAUGAACUGCACCCAAAGACCAAAGACGAAAGCACAGUCGAUUUCAUCUUCACGAUGGACUUGUUGAACUUCAGUUUCUGGUCUGCGGAGGAGGAAGAGCCAAAGCGUUUCUGUAUUGAGUAUCGUGGCAAGUUGUGGACUGGCUAUUGGAGUCUGGUUGCUGCAUUACAGAGAGCCCUCGAGGAAGGUAUUCCAAUCACAACUCCUGACUUCUGGGUGGACGAGGAGAAGUGCACGGACGAGGUGCUCAGACAUGUCUUCCGAUCUGCAACAGAUGAAGAGAUCCCGAUGUUCAAAGAACGAGUACAGUGCCUGCGUGAAGCGGGUGAGGUCCUUUGCGAGGAAUUUGGUGGUAGCUUUGUAAACUGCAUUGACAGUGCCAACCUCUCCGCUGCAGGACUGGUCAAUCUUCUGACUGAGAGCUUUGCCUGCUUCCGCGACGAGACUAUCUUCCACGGAAAGAGAGUGCGACUCUACAAACGUGCUCAGAUUUUGGUUGCCGAUCUCUGGGCUUGUUUCGACGGCGAGGACUUUGGUGAAUUCCACGACAUUGACAAGAUCACAAUGUUUGCAGACUAUCGUAUUCCGCAGAUGCUGCAUCAACUGAACUGUCUACGAUACGCACCCACAUUGGACAACCAUAUCCGUGAUCGCAAACUCAUUGAGCCAGGUUCAAACUGGGAGAUCGAGCUUCGAGGAGUCAGUAUCUGGUGUGUUGAAUUGAUCAAACGUGAGAUUGAAAAACGACACCCAGAAGUCAAAAUGAGCGGCAGAAAGCCCUCUAUUAAGGGUGUCUCAAACGAUAACGAGAAUAAUGAAACUGGAAACCCAGAUACGAACCUGGAGAUCGUGGAAAAACCGCGCAAGACAUAUGGGAUCAAUGCGAUUCUCAUUGACUUCUUCUUGUAUGAUACGAUGAAGGGUUUGGAGGCGGAGAAGAAUGAGUCUAUUCCUCAUCACCGGACGAGGAGCAUUUGGUAUUGA
Messenger RNA from Penicillium paradoxum, 1266 nucleotides. Its product is annotated as queuosine 5'-phosphate N-glycosylase/hydrolase. Lineage: Eukaryota; Fungi; Ascomycota; Eurotiomycetes; Eurotiales; Aspergillaceae. The transcript is spliced from 4 exons. The record is from RefSeq and is a predicted model, not a curated record. Bases 1 to 1266 code for a protein of 421 amino acids.